UACAUUUAAAAUUAAUUUUCCAAUCCAAACAUUCCUUCAAGGUUGCACACGAAACGAAUCAGGUGGCCUACACUACACACCCAACUGCAAAUCUUUCCAAUUCUUACGGGUCUGUGCCACGCCAUAGAUCCCUCGUCACCCACAACACCACAACACUCUGUCUCUCUCCCUCUCCCUCUCUACACGAAGCGACUCAAAAACCUUGUCUUGGGUUGCCUUAUUUAUUGCCAAGCCUCUUCUCUAUUCAUUAAUUACUCCUUUACAUUGAUAUACUGUAAUCUGAGCAGUUGAAGAGCCCGAGAUUUGGGCAAUCUUGUGGGAUUUUGAAUCCCCUCUCCGGGUUUCAAGAAUUCUUUUUUAAGGCAUUGGAUUUCUGGGUUUCUUCUUGAUAGAAUGAUUGUUUUGAUAUUUGAUUCUCCGUAAUCUCGCAUCGUAUGGUCAGGGUUUUGUGGGGAAAUUCGAUUGUGAUGAUGGGUUUUGUGAGAAAUUUGAUUUUUUAUGUGGGUUAUGGAGAUGGAAAUGAUUGGAUUACGCUGCUAUGAUCUUUUCUGUUUCAUGUUUUUGUGGGUUUUUGCGGGUUUUUGUGGGUUUUGUGUUUGAGUUUAUCAUAUAUAUGAUAAUGGUUUUUAGGAUAUAGAACUUGAUUGAAUUUUAUAGUUUGUGCAUUCAAUUUACAGAGAUAUCUAGACAGAUUUUGAUACUGUUCCAUUAGUGACAUUUUUUGGUCAUUUUUAGGUCUGUGGAUAAUUUUUUAGUCAGAAUUUAAUAGGAUUUACAGACUAUAGAUCUUCAUACUUUUUAUGUUUGUGGAAGACUAAAUUUAAGAAAUUUCAGAAGUAGGUUGAUUGAGAGUUUAGAAAGGUUUUGUUGGAUUCUUUGGUUGUCAUUAUUUUGAGUGAACAAUGUCUGGUGGAACACCAGUUGGGGGUGGAUUCAUGAGACAGAGGCAUAGCCAAGGAUAUACCUCGGGUAGUGAUGACCUCGAGGACGAUGCAUGUUCAAGAGCAAGUCCUCAGUCACCGUCGUCAUUGCAGCAGAAGACGCGACGGAGAUGGGUUGAGAUUACGGAGAAUGUUCUUUGGAUUGCUUCUGCAGUUUUUAUCAUAUACUAUGGUGAUAGGCAUUCCAAUUUUAUUGUCAUCUUGUGGCACGAUGAUCGGAUUAGAAGAAUACCCUUAUACCUUGGGAUGGUGGGAGUUGGUUUGAACAUUAUCUUCUUCUUAUACACCAGUAUGUUAGCAUGGAAUAUACGGAAGUCUGGUGAGAAGUGGGAUUUUCCAAGUACAUCUGCCCUACCAUUUUUUACCUUUAUUGGGGUCGUCUCCUUUUUCUUGUUUUCCUUUGCAUUGUGGCCAAUUUGGAGUUUCUUGGCCUUGCCUCUUGUGUUCUCGCUGUUUAUGGCUGGCAUGGUCUUGGUACCCUACCUGAUCUUUGGGACAUUGAGGCCGCAACCCAAUGUUCUCCGUAUAGAUUGAAUUUUUUGGAUCCAAGUGAAGAGCUCCAUGACCAUACACACUUAGGUGAAUAGUUCAUAUCUUAGAUUUUAUAGUUUUGUUCUCUUGUAUUUGAUGCAUGCCAACCGUUACUGGUGAUAAAAACAACAGUUCUGAUGUUAUUGAAUGAUUUUUUAUUUUCACAUAUUGAUUCAUGAAACUGCUGGAAACCUUAACCCUGUGGUAUAUGAAUGGAAUUGAUUGAUUUUUUUCUUUGGGUUAGGGGGAGAUUCCUAAGACAACUCUGCAAUUUAAUUUGACUGUUAUGUUUUGUGCGGUUA
Messenger RNA from Camellia sinensis, 1774 nucleotides. Its product is annotated as testis- and ovary-specific PAZ domain protein. NCBI's taxonomy places the organism in Eukaryota, Viridiplantae, Streptophyta, Magnoliopsida, Ericales, Theaceae. The record is from RefSeq and is a predicted model, not a curated record.